Molecule: messenger RNA, 3224 nt
Organism: Peromyscus californicus insignis
Lineage: Eukaryota; Metazoa; Chordata; Mammalia; Rodentia; Cricetidae
Gene: CUNH3orf52
Product: chromosome unknown C3orf52 homolog
Exons: 6
Coding region: 1257-1907 (216 amino acids)
Source: RefSeq, a predicted model, not a curated record
UUUCUGAAUUAGUAAAAAUGACUGAAAAAUUCUGACUGCCCCAAGAUAAUGAGUAUUCCCACUUCAUGGAACAUAUUUUGAUUUUCUAAAAGACUUUCUUUGGGAAUAAGGACAAGCAUCACAAUUACAGCAUCUCUCUGGUCGCUGGGGAUAUAACCCAGGGAUAGACCAUUUACCUGGGAUGGACCCCAGUACUGUAAAGAAAAGAUACAUUUCUAAAUAUGUUUCCAAGAUGUCUGGAGUCCCCACGUUGGUCUUAAUAACUGUGUGUGUCGGGGGAAGUGCAGUGGCUCUGAGCAGCAGGUUGAGAGGCAAGGUCUUGGGACCAACACCCAACCCACACUUUGCUUUGCAAACGUAAUUCCAGGCUCACUAAGCCAGUUCUAAGCUAUGCAUAGGGUGUGGAGGGCAUUGCGUGUAUGCGCGGGCUUAGCGACACAAGCUCUGUGUUUUUUCCUCAGGUGGGGUGUUUAUGGCCCCUUCUCUCAAAGGAAAACAGUAAUGAGCAAAUCAGUAACGUUUUAUGAGUUCUUGCUUCUGCCGGCCGCUUUCUUCUGCUCUGAGUAACACUCUGUGCGUGGGGACCUAACGCGUGCGUUGCAGACUUCCCAAAUAGGCUGUCCUAGCUACUAUCAGCAAUACUGAUACUGCCCUUAUGCCUCAAUCAGCUUGGAAGGGGAAUUAUGCGGCUGGGUAUCAUUCAUUUGCAUGUGCUCAUAACCCAGCAGGCUGCCUGACACACGGAAGAUUAUUCAUAGCUGUUUGUUGAUUCGGUAGAUGAACACCCUCGCUAGACAGUGAGGACUGGAGUAAGCUUCAGCGUCACACUGUUCCGGGGAGAAGGCAAACUGGGGACUGCAUCCCCCCAGCCAAGCCUAUCCCCUGCCACAGUCCAGCUUGCAAACACGCCAUGUGAGCCGGUCUGGGUCUCCAUCCACAGGGAAACGCAAGGCAGGCAGCACCCUGAACAAACCAGAAAAACAGCCCUCCUCUAUUGUGGAGCCCAAGGCAGCAGGGUCCCACCCGCAUCAACCUUUGCGGAGCAAGGUCAGCUCUCAAAGGCCAGAGAGCUUCCACUCGCUGGCUUCGCCCCUCCCCUUCAGGCCAGCCGCUACAGGUAGAUCUGGCGCCGCCCGAGGACUACCUGCCGCGCCAGGUGGGUGGAGUGUGAGCUGAGGACUCUCCCUGUCCUGGACUCUGCACCCUUAGGUGCCUGGGUGUUGCCUCUCGACAGAACGUCUGUUCUCUGCGCUGCCAUGGAAGCGGCCAGAACCCCAUCGCCCCGGGAACAGCUGGAGCUCUCGAUCCUGGAGGGGCAGCAGGAAGAGCUGACGCCUCUCAACAGCCUCCAGAUCCAGCCUUCCUCCGCGGAGAGCUCUAGCCCAGCCCAGACGGACAAGGAAAGUCCCUGGAGUCCCUGUAACAAGAUCGUGGUUGGAAGAUGUAAACUGUGGAUGGUCAUUGUCACCAUUUUCGUGUGUUUCGCUAUAGUGAUCAUUAUAAGUUUAUGCCUUGUAGGAGUAACUUACAUCGAUGAAGAUGAAAAUGAAAUACCUGAAUUAUCAUCAAACAAAACCUUCUUCAUCGUGUUCAAGAUUCCAGAGGAGUGUGUUAAUGAAGAGGAAUUGCAUCACUCGCUCACUAAAAGGCUCACGUACACGUAUAAAGAGUCCCCAUCUCUGAGCCGUUAUUUCACUUCUGCUGACAUCGUGGACUUCAGUGUUGAAAACGCCACGGUAACCUAUCACUUGCAGUUCGGAGUUCCAGCUGAAGAUGAUAGCUUCAUGGAGUACAUGAUGAGUGAAGAGCUGGUGCUUGGCAUUAUGAGACAGAACCUUCACGAUAAGAAUAUAUCCAGUUGUGAGAGUCUCGGGCUUGAUCCGGAAUCUCUCUUGCUCUAUGAAUGAAGUGGUGGAGGUUGGUCUGUGUUGGAAAGCAGCGCUCUGCAGUUUCAGAGCGAAGAGAAUUCAGAAACCUAUCUAGUAGUGGCCAGAAGGAGGAGAUGGUCCUCCCACUGAUUCUGCACAGAUAGGAAGUCUGGCUCCAUAUCCAGAAUUCGUGAAAGCUGUUCAUGAGAGCUGUCCCAGUGGGGUUCAGGUGCUAGAUGAGGUCUGGGAUGGAUCAAAGACCCCACAGCAUGAGAUUCCUGCUGCCUUUGAAGCACUGGCUGCCUCUACUCACACAUGGAUGCUAUUCCUGUAGAGCAAGGAUAGUACCUGACUUUGUUUUAGGCAGGUUCUGUUAGCCUGAGCUGAUGGGGCAAGGCAAAAGCAAGUAGUCAGGGGAAGGAGAGGGAAACCAAGUCAGUUGGUCAUUCAAGCUGGAGUCCCCCACACAAUUAUAUUUCAUGGACCCCUAAACUAAGGGUGGGAGGAAGAGAAAGAUACUUCCAAGACCUAAGUAGCAUAGCUCUUCAUCUACCUCCACUACCUCCACCUGCAUAGGUGUAUGAACAGCUGAGCUCAGGCAUAUCACUGAGUGUUACAUUUGGAAAUAUGUUCAAUGCGUCUUGUUUCUCUUUUCUUUAUUGUUCCUGAGAUGCCUCAGUAUCUUUUUUUUUAAACAUAAGUCUGUGAGUUUUGAACAUGCUCUGUCCUUUAAGAGUGUUUAUUAUUGUUAUUGUAAAAGUCAUCAAAGGAUCAUUAGGACUACUUAUUUCCUGCUGCUGAUACCACACACUGGUUUUGCAUCACCUGGUGCCACCAGCCUUCCUGUAGGACACAGUUUCUUGAGUUGUUGCCUGUGUGUCUUAUGGCAGAUGGUCGCUAAGCAGAGGAUCGCUGUCCUUUUGAAACUGUCAAAAGAGGCAUACCCAUCCCUUGGAAGGCCAGGAGGAAGUUAGUGACUGUAUCAGUCCUCCGUACAUAGAGAAUGUCUGUCAUGAGGGAAUAGAAUAUUUGUUUUGUUGGGGUAAUUGUCUUCCUGGAUAUUUUCUGGGACAGAGGUUUUUUUUCAUUGUUGUAUAAUGAGAAAUCUCCCAGCCUGAUACCUUAGAUGGAUUAGCCAUGGAUGCAGGUCAGUGCGACAGGCAGCUAUGUGAGCCUGUGUCAAGUGUAGGCUUCUGGACAAUGUGAAUUUGCUUUCUUAUUUAACUACUAUAUACUAUAGUAAUAAUAAUUGCUAUAUUGUAAUUUAUUGUUUCAUUUUCAGUAUAGUUCCUUAAACUGCUGAAGCAGGUGGAUGUUUCUUCUUCCCCUUUUAUUUUUUUACACAUCAAAUGUGAA